Acanthamoeba castellanii str. Neff is the source of this 825-nucleotide messenger RNA. RefSeq lists its product as uncharacterized. Bases 1 to 825 code for a protein of 274 amino acids. The record is from RefSeq and is a predicted model, not a curated record. Lineage: Eukaryota; Discosea; Longamoebia; Acanthamoebidae. The transcript is spliced from 6 exons.
AUGGUGGCUUGGGCGGAUGUAGCGAAGUGGACGGCGAAGUACUGGGCCUACUGCACGGCAUCGUUCCUGUGCUUGGUCAUUGUGGCCCUCAUGGCGGGUGCUUGCGGGUCGGUGUGGUACCGGGAGAAGACAUCUGGCCAAGUCUACGACAUGGCGACAUCAAGACGCGGCAAUUUCUUCUCCUACGAGAUUCGAUACUACAUGUUCCAUCUGGAAUACGACCAGCAAGUUCAGGGUCCCGAUGCUAGCCUUGUUGUGCCCCUGAAGACGGUUACUUGCGACUACACCGACACCAACUGCCCUGCCAUUAGGGACCCGUUCAAUUCGAACGAGUUCCAAGGCAUGUACGCAGCCAUCUUCUCGUUUGCUCUGGCCACUAUCGUCACCGCUGUCGUAUUGGGCAUUCUCCUUUUGGUCAUGAACUGGCGUGCCGAGGCCAUGGGCGGUCUUGGCUCCAAGAUCCUGACGGUGGUGGCUAUCGUCAUCUCGGUGAUGCUGCUCGCCUUCGUGAUCAUCACCUGGGCGCUCAUCUGGCGCCACCCCAAGUCGACCAGACAGGCGGUUGGCCUCGACGACAACUACUGCGACCGGUGGGAGAUCUCGGAGCGGUACAAGGGCGGCGUGUACUGCGUGUGGGAGGACGAGUGGAACUGGAGUGAUUCCAUCAUUAGGAACCUCACUUUCCGUACCGACGUUCAAGCUACGGGAGUGAAGCAGCUGUGGGGACCAACCACCGGCUGGAUUUUGACGACCAUCUCCUUUGGCUUCACCUCGUGGGUCAUCCUUCUCGUCCUCGGCUGGCGGCCCGCCUUCUUCAAGAACUGA